This is a messenger RNA of Coccidioides immitis RS, 3421 nucleotides long. RefSeq lists its product as uncharacterized. The transcript is spliced from 4 exons. NCBI's taxonomy places the organism in Eukaryota, Fungi, Ascomycota, Eurotiomycetes, Onygenales, Onygenaceae. The record is from RefSeq and is a predicted model, not a curated record. Bases 189 to 3074 code for a protein of 961 amino acids.
GGAUAUGAUAUGCAUCUCUAACAAUCUCAACUGCAUAUUGGCCCUAAACUGCUGAUAUCGCUUCUUGUCGUGCUUUUUGGUUGCAUAUAUACUUACGUCAGUCUGUUGCCUCGAGUCCUUGAUUUAGGGGCCGUUUGCUGGUCAAUCUUAUAUACGUAGCAUCUUGCUUGUUUAUUUAGCGAUUCACAAUGGCAACGAGGGUUCCUCCAACGAUACCUCCUCGGCCGAGUCGUUCGCCAAAUACCCUAUCUCCGCCCAACGCAGAUAUUCCGAAGAUUCCACCCCGCCCAGCAAAACGCCGGACCGACCAAUCCACCUCUCCAAAGCCCGAUAGAUUUGCGCCUUCACCACUAAACGCUCUACCCGGAGAGGCUACCGCUUCAAACGAUGACCGCCCUUCUCGACCCCCCAGUGUCGCAGCGCUUCCGUCGAUUGGACAAGAAGGGAUCGAAUAUGAAGGCGCAGAGUACCAGAGCAUGCAAGGAGGUGAAGAUGAUGACCAGAUACAGCAACCAGUAGAGACCAGGAGUGUUAACCGGGAUCUAUACCUCCAUGCGCCGAGGCCAUCUUUACCAGAUACUAGUGCCAAGGCUCAGGUGGAAGUUGUCACCAGAACGGAUUCACGACAAGCUGCAGCUGCAGGCUUCGGAAAAGCGGUUUCACCCAGUGACGAAGAAGUGAAGUAUCUCGGUUCCCAGCGCGAACCGUCCGCUGAGCAACGCAAAUCCUUACAUCCAGGAGAUGAACAUGGUAUUUCUGAAAUUGGUCAACGGGUUCCCAUGAUACCGAAUGCUGGUUAUGUACAAGCGCCGAGCCCUGCACCUUUAGGCGCGAAUAAUGAGCCAUUAAGUAGCGAGAGCUCCGUUUCUCAGCGACAAGGGCGACCGCACGCCCGAAAUAGAAGUGGGUUGGAGUGGCUUCCACCUAGUAGUUACGGGCUUCACGGCCACGGAGUUCAUAUGAACGAUAAGUUUGAAAAGGCUUGUGAAGAUUUAAAUAAGAUAGUCAAGUUGUCCGCACAAAAAACUAUUGACUCUUCUGCAGAGAUUAUAUGCACACCAGAGGAGGAGAUUGGCUAUAUAGCUACUGAAGAACUUGCUUCACGCUUUAAAUUGCCGUCACGUGGAUCACCAUUGGGCAAAAAUGUUGCCCAAGGUCUAGAACCGGCUCCUGAAUCGCUACGGAAAAACUCUACCGCCCAAGAAGACGAUCACGGCGAAGAGGAGGUCAAAAUCCAUAUAGAUGAACCAAUCCACCACCAGCACCACCCGGAUGGGUUUAUGCCUGCAUCAGACAACCAUAAGCCACAUGGCGGCGAUUCAUUGGAGGAAAAUGGGGAAGAAUCACCGAUACUUGCUGAAGAUGAAGUCGAUGAACGUGCUGAACAUUUGCAACCAGCAGUCUCCCCAACUCAAGUUUCUCAUAUUAUAAAUUCACCCGAGCGCAAGACCCAUACUCGGUCUCCUAGUGUUGGUAGCAACCGAGUACCGAUCAAACCGCUUGCUAGCCCAACCUUGUCGUCAUAUAACUCACGGACGGGAGAAGGUGAAGAUAUGAGACAACCCCUGGAGGAUGUCGAAGAGUAUGAGCCACUCUUCCCCGACGAUGGUAAGAACAAGAAGCCUUUACCGGCGGAGGAGCAACUCAAGAAAGAGCCGGAGUAUCACCGACAUAAAUUUCCGAGCCAGGACAUAUGGGAAGAUGCUCCAGAUAGCUUACAAUUGCAAACAACGGUCUCGAUGGCAGAAAGCCCGAAAGAUGAGAAUAAAUCCCCCGUCGAAAUUCCCGAGGAAGAAAUGGCAAAGCUUCGGCAGGGCAUACAAAGGAAGCCAAGUUCAGCGUCAACAGGAUCUUCAGGCCCGUCAGAUGAUGUGCCAGCAAGAGCUGGUGUUAAACAGCGCUUCCCAAGCAAAGACAUCUGGGAGGAAGCGCCGGAAAGCCAACAACUGGAAGCCACUGUGCAGAUUGCAGAACAGCAAAACGAAGCGAUUCCAGCAGAAAAUGCGGAGAAAGCGUCGCCUCCAGGAAUCCCCGUUCGUCCAUCCAAGAGACCGCAACGGAUUUCGCCGGAGCGUCAAUCUCCACCCGUCCAAGCGGAAUCUACUCUGCCGCCAACCGAUGCCAAGAAGCCCCCCGCCAUUCCCGAGCGUCCUAAGCCUCAGAUUCCGCCAAGACCCCCCAGACCCCUUCAACGAACUUCGGGGGAUAGCUCGUCCAAAGUAAAGUCGAGCACGUCUAACGACACGGCCUCUCCGCCUAUCGUGAAACCCAAACCACCGAUUCCAUCGCGUCCUCUUGGGUCUAAAAUUGCAGCGUUAAAGGCUGGGUUUCUAUCGGAUUUGGAUAAUCGUCUGAAGCUUGGACCGCAGGCACCCAAACCACAGGAGAAGAAUGAAGAGGAGAAACCGCAGGCCCCGAAGGGACCGUUGAGCGAUGCGCGUAAGGGCAGGGCAAGGGGUCCUGCGAGAAGAAAGCCUGCGGUUUCUUCUCCCCCAGAGGAUACGACGAAGGUCGAAGCGACCCGAGCUCCCCAAAUGACACUGGUCGAGCCAUGGAGCCUUUGGUCUAUGCGACCCGACGGGGCGUUAAUGUUGUGUCAAGAGAACGAAAAGCCAGAGAGUAUUUCCAAGACAGGACCGUCUCCAGAUCGGUCCAAGGAAGCUUUACCGCCGGAGCAACUGAAGGUCGAAGAGUCAGUUAUCUUGAGGAGCCCUGAACCAGAAUCCCAGAUAACAGAGAACCAAAAGUUGGUGGAAGAACAAAAAUCGCCAACAUCAAUGGAUAAUCCCGAGCCCGACCUUUCUGUGCAAGAGCACAUCGAAUUUCAAUCACCUUUGCAUCCCACUUCAGAACAGACGUCCCCGGAAACUAGCACGGGGCCUCCUUUUGAGCCGUCUUCAAUUGAUCCAGCUUCAGAGACGGACCUAAGAACCGUGCCACCAGAGAAAGAAGAGACGUCAAGAAUGAUUGAUACCAAGAAAGACAUGACCCAAGCACAACCGCAAGAGAAAGAUAUUGAGCCUGUCGCUGAUCUCACCCCAGAAGUGAUCUUGAAGGACCCGACGAAGGAAUAGUUUCAGUCUUUCCACCUUAGUGUAUUUUGUACUGAGUUUUCUGGCUCUUGAUCCUUAUGCUCCUUCCCAUAGGUGACAGUUUUGCAUUAUUGCAUAAGUAUAUAGACGUUCUAUUCCUCCGUGUUGGUUGGCAAUGCACGGCCAUACGUGUGAUAAUACUGUAUAUCUAACAUCCAUGGCCUGAUAUAUGCAUAGGACGGGUUGGGUCGGAUUCGGACACCAGACGUUUUGACAUAGGUAUGGACCAACCGGUAUCAGCACGACCAUAUAUCCGGAGCGACUGUUUCCCAAGUGAACCUUUUUCUUCAAAAAAGCCAAUGAUUCGAAUAAUAAUUGUUUUCUUUUAG